Molecule: messenger RNA, 6413 nt
Organism: Rhineura floridana
Lineage: Eukaryota; Metazoa; Chordata; Lepidosauria; Squamata; Rhineuridae
Gene: RNF157
Product: ring finger protein 157
Exons: 19
Coding region: 833-2899 (688 amino acids)
Biological process (GO): protein ubiquitination
Cellular component (GO): cytoplasm
Molecular function (GO): ubiquitin protein ligase activity
Source: RefSeq, a predicted model, not a curated record
UCCCUCCCCAUUUUGUUUUUUGAUGGAGCAGGCAGGUCUGUGACUACUGAAGGCGCUUAUUAAACACCGCCUUUUACUCCAGCAAAGCGUUCUGUCACGGUGAACUUGGGCAAGUGGCCGAAGGCGGCAACAGCAGCACUAUCACCACCGCCUUUGCUGCUCCCCCUUUCCCCAGGCCACGUGCCAGGGAGUUGCUGGGGCCGCGAGCGGAUCAAGCAGCAGCAGGAGGCGCCCCCGGCUGCUUUGCAGGCAACCUCCAUUGGCUGAAGAGCAGAGCUGCCGCUAACGUCAAGGCAGCGCCCAGCUCCUUGCAAAGCUGCUACAGUGAGAGAGGGGAUGCUGCUGCCGUCGCUGCUGAGGUUGCCUUCUACAUUUGUAGCAGCGACCGCAGCCGCCAGCCUAAAGCUGGCAGUGCAUGAUGCGCGUAACCCCGGCUUCUUCCUCCAGCAAUGGUCCAUAAGGGAUUCCUAUUAGCUCAGCUCGUCUAAACUAUCCCCAGGUUGAUUAACUACUCCCGGGAAGGGGGAGAAAGAGAUGGGGAGAGAGAAGAAGGGAGAAUGGCUGUCUCUGUCCCCUGCUUGGUAGCAGCAGCAGUAGUAGCAGGCACCGCCACCCCCCUGGGGGCAGCAGCAGGCAAGUCAAUGCGGCAGCUUCUCCAGUGAGGGACCAGCAGCGCAGUUGCAGGAGACAGCGGCUGACCUGUGCGCGCGCGCGCGCGCGCCUGUGUCCUCGCUUUCUGUCUCUCCUCACUUUGCAAAGGUGCAAGCUAGGAAGAACUCUCUCUUUUCUAUCCCCCCCCUCGCCGGAUGCCCUCUAAUACUACGGUUGAAGCAUGGGAGCGCUAACCAGCAGGCAGAACGCAGGAGUGGAAGAGGUGGAUGUCCCGUCUAAUUCCAUCUACAGAUAUCCUCCUAAAUCCGGAAGCUACUUUGCCAGUCACUUCAUCAUGGGAGGUGAGAAGUUUGAUUCUACACACCCUGAGGGCUACCUUUUUGGAGAGAACAGCGAUCUCAAUUUCCUUGGGAACAGGCCUGUAGCGUUUCCAUAUGCUGCCCCACCACCCCAGGAGCCCGUGAAGACAUUGAGAAGCUUGAUCAACAUCCGAAAGGACACAUUGCGCCUAGUCAAGUGCACAGAGGAAGUGAAGACUCCAGGAGAAGAAGUCAGCAAAGCAAAAGUUCAUUAUAAUGUGGAGUUCACUUUUGACACUGAUGCACGGGUGGCUAUAACAAUUUAUUAUCAGGCUACUGAAGAAUUCCAAAAUGGACUAGUGAGUUACAUCCCCAAAGACAAUAGUUUACAGUCGGAGACUGUCCGCUACAAGCGAGGAGUGUGCCAGCAGUUCUGUCUCCCCUCCCAUACUAUUGACCCCUCAGAAUGGACUGAAGAGGAGCUGGGCUUUGAUCUGGACCGUGAAGUCUUUCCCAUAGUGGUUCUUGCAGUGGUUGAUGAGGGAGAUGAGCAUAUGGGCCAUUGCCAUGUUCUACUGGCAACAUUUGAGAAGCAUGCUGAUGGCAGCUUUUGUGUGAAGCCCCUCAAACAGAAGCAAGUGGUAGAUGGAGUGAGCUACCUACUUCAAGAGAUCUAUGGGAUAGAAAACAAAUACAACACACAGGAUUCCAAGGUGGCAGAAGAUGAAGUGAGUGACAAUAGUGCAGAAUGUGUGGUCUGCCUCUCUGAUGUUCGGGACACCUUGAUCUUACCUUGCCGCCACCUUUGCCUCUGCAACACCUGUGCUGAUACCUUGCGUUACCAAGCCAACAACUGCCCCAUCUGCAGGCUGCCAUUUCGGGCUUUGCUACAGAUCCGGGCCAUGAGAAAAAAGCUUGGACCCCUUUCCCCAACCAGCUUCAACCCUAUCAUCGCCUCACAGACAUCUGACUCGGAGGAGCACUCGUCUUCAGAGAACAUCCCUCCGGGCUAUGAGGUGGUCUCCCUUCUGGAAGCCCUUAAUGGGCCUCUCACUCCAUCCCCAGCAGCUCUUCCACUCCACGUACUUGGGGACAGCCACGUGUCGGGCAUGCUGCCCUCAUAUGGCAGUGAUGGCCGUCUGCCUCCCAUCCGGACACUGUCUCCCCUUGACCACUUGUCGGAUUGUGGAAGCCAAGGACUCAAGUUGAAGAAGAGCCUAUCCAAGUCAAUAUCCCAGAAUUCCUCAGUACUACAUGAAGAGGAGGAUGAGAAGACCUGCAGUGAAUCUGAAAUCAGGAUUUCCAGGAGAAAGUCUCCUCGUCCUCAUGAGGAGGAAUGUGGUGUGACUCCAGAGAGUGAAAACCUUACCUUAUCCUCCUCGGGAGCAAUAGACCAGUCUUCGUGUACAGGCACACCUCUCUCUUCUACAAUCUCUUCUCCAGAAGAUCCUGCUAGCAGCAGCCUAGCACAGUCGGUCAUGUCCAUGGCCUCCUCUCAAAGCCAGCACUCUGAGAUCAGCACUGACACCAUGUCUUCCAUGUCAGGCUCCUAUGUAGCUCCUGGCACUGAGGAAGAGGGGGACAUGGUCCCAUCGCCUGCUGUUGCCAGUGCAGUACCUUCAGAAGGAGAUUCAACCCCUGUUGAAUCACCAGAUGCAAACUUUGUCAGUAUCUCAGCAGAGGAGCGAGAUGCAGAGGGGAAUGACGUCAUGGAGGAAGAGGCUGGCUCCCCCAUGCAAGAAGAUGGCCAAAGGACAGGCGCAUACCUAGGUAUGGAGUGUGACAAUAACAAUGACAUUGGCAACGCAAGCGUGAAAGCACUGGACAAUGAGCUGUGCUCUGAGGCCUGCUUACCUGGUAUCCAGACGUCAGCUGAUAAUCCUCUGAAUCAGAGUCAGACACUGAGGCACCACUUUUCUGCCAGCAGCAUCAACCUGGAGUGCGAUGAAGAUAUGCAGUUCAUGCUGGGGCCUCUGGGGCCUCGAUGAUGAUACAUUGCAUGGAGAGAGAAAUCACAACACUGAACAUAUUACCCUAAAACACUAAAGCAGCAAAACUGGGGGCACUAGCCCUGUCAAAAACUGCAGAUAAUGUGACAUGAUUUUAAAAACUGCACACACAGUAACCCAGCAUUCAAAUUGCCCCUGUAUGCUAAUUGCCUAUGAUAAACUGAACUCAAAGUAGGACUGGGUGAAUGGCUUGAGUUGAAUUUAAUGACGAGUGCCUCCAUAAACUUUGAUGCUUUGUCUCUGUUGUUAUCAUCUUGUCUACUCAGCAUUCCUUUUUGAUCUUUGUCUUUAUGGUAUAAAUUGCCAUAAUGCCCCUUUCCCUUUUUUAUCUAGGAAUUAAUACUGUUUUACCUAUUUAUAAUUCUGAAUGGGUGCACGUAGAAUGUGUACCUGUAAAAAUGUAAUGUAUGCAAAGGACAAAUUCAUACUAACAGACUAAUGCAUUGGCACAUCUCCCUGAUCAGCAGACCUCGUAGCAGAGGAAAUGAGAUGAUUGUUGUGUUUCCCAUUCUACCCUUCCCCUGUAGUCUUUCAAGUUCUGUUUCAAACCUGCCUGGAUAGAGGUUCUAGGCCACAACUACGGAAUCGCUGUCGGGCAUGUAUGUCUGAUCUUCAAGAUCCAGGCUGUUCUGAAUUCUUGUAUAGAACACUAUACUCCAUAGAGGUGGCAAGAUCUAGUACAAAGGAGAUGCGCCGUUUAUAAACAAGGUGCAUCUAGCAGCUCUAUCUUGGAAUGGGGGGGGGGAGAGGUGGUAGGUAGCCAGCCAAGAGAAAAUUACAAAAGGGAUUCAUUAUGUGAAAAUUCGCACACACACAAUCCCCUCUGUAGCUGUUUUCUACUAAUAUGGGAACCCAGCAGGAGGGAAAGAAUAAGUGGAGUUAGACAUGUGUGAGCUUAUGACUGGGCAAAGGGAACUGGCACCAAAUUAUAGAAGCAUUAGUAAGUGCACUAUUGUAAAGUGAUUUUCUUAAGGUAGACUGUCCCUUAAAUUUCAUGAAUUACUUAAAAUGCAAUCUAUAUGAUAAAAGCCUUUUAAAGUCAUCAAUAGUUAUGCAUUUGUUCACUUUUAACCAUCUUGUUUAGGUGGUUUCCUUGGUGAUGAAUGUAUAGAAGUCCUGCUGAAGCAGUGGUUCCCAACCAUUUUAACAAGCAAUAUCAUUUGGUCUUUGGUUGGAACCCACCUGUUGAAUCUACUUCUCAUCAUUCUUGUGCUGCAUUGUCAAAUGUCCUCCUUCCCCCCCCCCCAAUUAUUGGCAAUCUGGUGAAUCACCAACCCAGUCUAUUUAAAACUUGCUGUUAUUUGCACUAAAGCCAGUGGGCAUUUUGCCAUUCUUGAAAUGAGGAUGUGACUGCUAGUAGACACAGCCAGAGAAGUAGACUGAAGAAACCAUGGACGUAAAGUGGUGUUCAAGCAAUUGCAACUAUUAAGGAUGCAUUGGGAAAUGAAACCUCCUCAUGGUCCAGUAAGAUUAGAUUGGUGGUGGGGGUUAAAGCUGGACCUGACUACUCUAUCCUCCUAUCAUUGCCCUGCAUUUCCAUUCCUUCAAUUCUAUCCCACUAUAGAACAAAAGCAAUGCUACAGCUGAGCAAUAAUCUAUUUCAGUGCUGCUACUUCAUUGAAGGAGGACUCGCUGAAAGGAUCACAUAUGGAGAGGGAAGCUUCAUUUAGCUUGAAUACCUCUACUUUGCCCUUUAAAAGAUGGAAAUGGAAAUGGCCUGCCUUCAAGUCAAUUCAGACUUAUGGCGGCCUUAUGAACAGUAAGCGGUAUUCAGAGGGGGUUUACCAUUGCCUUCCUCUGAGGCUGAGAGGCAGUGACUGGACAAGGUCACCAAGUGAGCUUCCAGUGUAGGCACCCAGUGGCUGUGUUGGGGAUUCGAACCCUGGUCUCCCAGGUUGUAAUCCAACACUCUUAACCACUAUGCCACACUGGUUUUCUUUAAAAGAUUAGGGGCUAUAGUAUUGCUAAUCAGUUCAUAGAAGAUAGGUCAGUGGGCUCUUUGGAACCUCCAGAAGGAGGAGAGGUUACAUCUUUUGCUCUGCAUUGACUCCGCCCCCCAUAUUCAAGGGCAAAGACUCAAAUCCUCUCAGGACUUCCUAUCACACCUUGCUUUGUGUGGUCAGACAAGAAGACAAUUGUGUGCAUUGUCUUACCAAACUACAUAGCCUUCAGGCUACCACUUCCCUGCCUGCUUUUUGUUUUUCUUUGAAGAGGGAAAUGGGAGGAUUAAUGAGAAUGUUGGACACUUAAGUUUGUCUGGAGAACGUUAAUCAUGUGUAUAAAAACAACAAAGCGGUAUCACAUCCCAAGUGUGCACAUACCUAUUUUGUCCCACUAUCCUUGCUGGUCAGGCAGAUUUUUCUGCAAAACCUGAUUAUGAGAGACAAAGAGGUAAGUGUACACACCUAUUGUGAUACACCUGUCACGCGGCUCUAGCUUUACCCUCAUUGAUUCUGGUGGUCAUGACAGACUCUAAUCUGAGAGCUUGAUAGAAUCCUUAACUUGUCAGUUGCCACAUUGAGGAGCAUUCAACAUGGGAGUCUUGAAAUGGCUGUGUGGUCUUGGAGUCCUCACAAGUAUGGGGGGGCAUGCCACAAAUGUUUGCUGUUCUGCAAGCUUUAGUUACUCAAGCUGUCCUGACCCACCUCUCCAGGAAUUAGCCUGUUUUAGAAAGUUCAUUUUCUCAAAAUCUACCUCAGAUUUCUUUGCUGUCAAAGACACAGAACACUGUUACAAGGCAAGAUCUGAGGUUGGGAGAAGUGUUGAUAAGAAAAAUAGGACUGACAGAGGCAGCAUGUUUGUGUGUUUUUCUCGGUUCCCCCAAAUACCCCUCAGAAGCAAGCUACUGUUUAAUGUUCCAGAGAUUUCUCGAAAGAUUGUAAUAUUGGUAAUGUAAACUGGAUUUGGAAGGGAUUUUCUUGAGAUGAUGAAUACUUUUAAACAAGCCCAUACAAAUGUAUUUUUCUCUUGUGUCUUUUUGUAUUCCCGUUCUAAAGUGGGGAGGAAGGUAAAGGCCCAGAUGUCCCAGAACUUUUGUUUGUUUGCUUUUGUUUUAGAUAAACUGAAAUUGCCAGAUGCAAAAUGGUGUCUAUCUAGAAUAUGUUGCUGUAAAGCAGGACAGUAGAGCAGGAAAGCAGUUUGUGCCUCAUACAGGAAUGCAGUCAGACUUUGAUCUUAUGGGCGCAUGCCACAGCAUGGGGCUAUGGAACCUUCCAGACACACUUGUGUGCACCUCAAUGGCAAUGAUGCAAUAUGUAUUUAUGACUGCAUGACUCUUUAAAAGAGUGAAUAAAACUGUUUACAAGGGAUGGAAAGUUGCUGGAUGGAAUUAUUUGUGGGUUGCAUUGUUUGUCACUGUCACACUCUUAUGGUCAAUGUAGUAUUUUAUUUUUUACCUGUCCUUCACCCUCAGAUCCCAGGGCAGGUGUUACAACAAUUUAAAACCUUUAAAAACAAUUUUAAAACAACAUACAAUCACAAAAAUGGCAAACGU